AGCGGAUGUGACGCAGCAGCAGGAGUGUGACCCGAGGAACCUCAAACAUGCGUCAAUCCCGAAAAAACAAACUCCACCAAAUAUCGGAUUAUUAUCACAAACAGUAAUUCCUACCUCAAAACCUAUUCAUGCUAUAAAUCAAGGAUAUAAUAAAUCAGAUAAUCCAGCAGGGACUCAUGUGUUUGUCUUGUGGAACCCUGUAUAAUCCAGCACCCCUCCAUGGAUUAAGCGCAGAGAAAAGCUGAAUCCAAUCAUUCUGCUCGAGGAGGGUCGCGGCACCGGUGCAACAUGCCCCUUCCGUUCGGAUUAAAGCUCAAGAGAACCAGAAGAUACACGGUGUCCAGCAAAAGCUGCCUGGUGACCCGCAUACAGCUGCUCAACGCUGAAUAUGUGGAGUUCACGCUUUCGGUGGAAAGCACGGGACAGGAAUGUCUGGAGGCAGUCGCGCAGAGACUCGAGUUACGGGAGAUAACGUAUUUCAGCCUCUGGUACUUCAACAAACAAAACCAGCAGAGAUGGAUUGAUUUGGAGAAGCCGCUGAAGAAACAGCUUGACAAGUAUGGGCUGGAGCCAACCGUUUACUUUGGGGUGGUGUUCUACGUGUCGUCUGUUACCCAGUUACAACAAGAGAUAACCAGAUAUCAGUAUUAUCUCCAGCUGAAGAAAGAUGUUCUGGAGGGGAAGAUCCCGUGCUCCAUUGAGCAAGCCAUUCAUUUGGCCAGCUUGGCUGUGCAAGCUGACCUUGGAGACUUCAAUCGAUAUGACUCCCAGGAAUUCCUUCAAAAAAUUGUGCUUUUUCCAAUGCCAUGGAUACAGGACGAGAGGGUUGUGGAAGAGGCCACCCAGAAAGUCUCCAUGCUCUAUCAGAACUACCGAGGUCUGUCCGCACCGGAGGCGGAGUUACUCUACAUGCAGGAGGUGGAGAAGAUGGAGGGGUACGGUGGGGAGAGUGUCCAAGCAAAGGAUGCUCAGAGCGCAGAUGUGAUUAUCGGCUCUUGUCUGGACGGGAUUUUUGUCAAGCACAAAAAUGGGAAAGCAGCUCUCAUGUUUCGGUGGAAUGACAUAAAUAAUAUGACUCAUAAUAAGUCUUUCUUUGCCCUGGAGCUUGCCAACAAAGAAGACACAAUCCAGUUCCAGACCGAGGACAUGGAGACGUCCAAAUAUGUAUGCAGAAUGUGGCUGGCGCGGCACAAGUUUUACAAAAUUAACAACAGCAGUCUAGAGCUGUCUGACGGCCCAAACUCUGAGGGCUCCCAGAGGUCCAUUCUCUCUCUUUCUUUUCCUCGUUUUCCAAACCUCUCUCGUCCCUCUGUUCCUGCUGACAAGGGACAAACACAGCCCGCUCCUGUAAACACAGUGAGGCGACGGUCCUCGACGAGAAUGUCUCUGCCAAAACCACAACCCUACAUGAUGCCACCUCAGAUGCAUUUUAACGGCCAUUACACCGAACCGUACACAUCUUCACAAGAUAAUCUUUACAUCAACAACCAGAAUGGUUUCUACUACCAUUCCCAGACCAGUCUGGACCGCUCUCCGCACGAGUACAACGGCCGGAUCCGUAACGGCAGCGUUUACAGCGCCCAGAGCACCAGCUCCCUCAACAACCCGCAGCACUACCUGCAGCCGUCGCCCAUGUCGUCCAACCCCAGCAUCACAGGAAGUGACCUCAUGCGACCCGACUACGUGCCUUCCCACCGGCACAGCGCCCUGAUCCCGCCGUCCUACCGCGCCACGCCCGAUUACGAGACGGUCAUGAUGCAGAAGAACCUCGGGAUGAUCCCGCCGGCCGAGCGCCAGAGCCACUCCAUGAGGAACCUCAACAUCGGCAACUCGUACGCCUACAGCCGGCCCGACCCACUCGUGUACAGCCAGCCGGAGAUUCGCGAGCACGGCGCGGGCCAGUACCCCUUCCACCUCAACUACAGCUUCCACAGCCCCUCCCCGUACCCCUAUCCCACCGAGAGACGACCCGUCGUGGGCGCCGUCAGCGUCCCCGAGCUCACCAACGUCCAGCUCCAGCAGGCGCAGGAAUAUCCGCCGCCCAACAUCAUCAGGAAUCAGGUUUAUUGGCCGCCGCCGCCGUAUCCCUACCCUCACCCUCGACCCGCCAACAGCACCCCGGACUUGUCCCGCCAUCUCUACGUCAGCAGCAGCAACCCGGAUCUGAUCACGCGCCGCGUCCAUCACUCGGUGCAGACCUUCCAGGAGGACAGCCUGCCUGUGGCGCACUCGCUGCAGGAAGUGAGCGAACCGCUCGUCACGAUCCGGCGGCCUCACAUGCACAAGCGCAACUCCAUCGAGAUCGCCGGUCUGGCGUACGGCCUGGAGAACAUGAGGCUGAAGGAGAGGAAGGUAUCCGCAUCCGCGGCUGAGACCCCGCCCCCUGUUGCCCAGGCGAUGCCGCCUACAGCAUCCGGCUCCGACAUUAACGUCGUCCUGGAGGUUACGAAGCCCGAGGAUGCAGUCAUCAAGGAGGAUGUCAUCUAUGGCCACAAAAAAUCCCUGUCCGACGCCACGAUGCUGGUGCAUAGCAGCGGUGAGGAGGAAGAGUUCGAAGACGACAGCGGCCGACACACACCCCAGUCUCAGGAUGCAGUGGGUGGGCCCGAGCAUCACAUGACGCCGAUGGGACGGCCCCUCGUAGAUCCGCCCGCUUAUCCCUUCAGCCACAGUAUGGAGACGGUCCUGACAGGCCCUCUGGCGUACCAGCCCCAUCCCAUCAUCUGCAAUCCAGAGGACCUGGGGCAGCUGCCGCCUCUGCGAGAGCCCGGACACAUGGUGCCUUCAGUGUCAGAGGGCGAUCUGAGCGGACAGGGACGCUUGAGACAGAAGAGAGACGUAUUUAAGAGACCCGUCUCUGACGUGCCACCUGCCAGAAGGAAUAUCGAUGGUCUUCCACCGGCGUGUAAGAUACUGGAGCAGCGCAUGGAGCAGGGGAUGGUGUUCACCGAGUAUGAGCAGGUGCCUAAGAAGCGGCCCAACUGUGAGUGCACCAUCGCUCUGAUGCCCGAGAACAGCGACAGGAACCGCUUCCGGGACGUCCUGCCCUACGACGACACGCGUGUGGAGCUGGUGCCCACCAAAGAGAACAACACGGGCUACAUCAACGCCUCGCACAUCAGGGUUACGGUCAGAGGUAAAGAGUGGAGUUAUAUCGCGUCUCAGGGUCCGCUCUCCAGCACCUGCCAAGACUUCUGGCAGAUGGUUUGGGAACAAGGAGUCGCUAUCAUCGCAAUGGUUACAGCGGAGGAGGAAGGGGGUCGUGAGAAGAGUUUCCGCUAUUGGCCUCGUCUGGGCUCUCGCCACAACACUGUUACAUACGGGCGAUUUAAGAUCACCACGCGCUUCCGCACGGACUCUGGGUGCUACGCCACAACGGGCCUGAAGAUCAAACACCUCCUCACGGGACAGGAGCGAACCGUCUGGCACCUGCAGUACACGGACUGGCCCGACCACGGCUGCCCGGAGGACUUUAAAGGCUUUCUCUCGUACUUGGAGGAGAUCCAGUCUGUGAGGCGACACACCAACAGCACCAGCGAUCCAAAGAACACAAACCUGCCGGUCUUGGUGCACUGCAGCGCAGGGGUGGGACGCACUGGUGUGGUCAUCCUGUCUGAGAUCAUGAUAGCUUGUCUGGAACAUAAUGAGAUGCUGGACGUCCCGACUGUUCUGAACUUGCUGCGGCAGCAACGCAUGAUGAUGGUACAGAUGCUUUCACAGUACACCUUCAUUUACAAAGUCCUCAUUCAGUUCCUGAGAAACUCCAGACUGAUCUGAGACCAGCGCUGGCACAGGGGUCCCACGAGCCUCUCACAACCCCUCAGUCCCCGCCGGAGCGGCGACAGCGCGGCUUCGCUUCCUCACAGUGUUAGUGACGGGGCAAGUAUGAAGGACGUUGCGCCGCACUCUGUUUUACCAGUAUUAUUCACAGAUUUCACUGUGGGCUUGUUACACGGAUGUCAGUCCCAGCACUUUUAUUUUGCUGUACAUAGACGCGAAUGACGCAGCUCUCUUAUUUAAUACAAUACGCUGAACUGCAGUGGUUCUUUUAUACCGGGUGGGAUUUUAUUAGUUUACGCAUGAAGGUUUAAUGAGCCAAAAUGAAAAUAGCGGACAGUGUUUUAAAGACGUGUGACAAGGUGAACUUCAAUAAUAGAUGAAUCUCACGAAAAGCCCAAAUUUGGUGUCACAAUGUGCUUGCAGUUUUGCUGAAAUGCAAAAAAGGCUUGCUUUUCAGUAUGCAAAAUAUCUAAAUGCUCAUUUCUUGUCAUGAGAUUCACCCAUUUGCAUCAUGGGACGUCCAGUGUUACACGGCAUGUUAAAGUGAAGCUGUUGCUUGAGAUUUUACCAUUUAACCCCACGAACGGGUUUCACCGAUCAAACGCGUCUCAAGUUUGAAUGCAGCCAAACACAGAAGGGUUUAUUUUCUGAUCGCAGACGCAACCUAUAAAUAAUUUACAGUAUAUAUUAAAAUUGCAUAUGAAAACUGUAUUCUACAUAUAAUAAUCAUUAAGGCUUUCUCGUUGCGUUAGGGAUGAUUUUGCAUUUUUCCAGCUCUUGCCACAUUUCCACCAGCAUUCAAUAACCUGACACACCAAAGAGCGUCACAAACUCGACUUCUGCUUUGGAGUGAACAAUACUGUGGGUUUAUUGUGAACGGUUUGUGACCUCAUUAUCUUAAACACACCAGCUAUGAUGGUUUAGCAAAGAGUUUUCACCAUAUGGAGUUCUUUAAGUCUUAAAACACUGUGAAACUGCAUUAUCCAUUCUGUUUUCGGAGGAUCUGAAGGAGCAGAAUGUGCCAUAGCAAAUCAUUUGGACCUUUUGCGUUUGAAUUUGCAGUUUGAAUUGCAGUCAGGUCGUUAUGUAUGAUAAAGCAGUGCAGAUUGAUGCUACAUUCCACCGUAAUGGUGCUGUUGCAUGCUCUUAAAGGAAUAGUUCACCCAAAAAUGUACAUUUACCUAAAAUGUACUGAAUUUGGAGAAGUCCAUCACUUGCUCACCAAUAGAACCUCUGCAGUGAAUGGGUGCCGUCAGAAUGAGAGUCCA
This is a messenger RNA of Sinocyclocheilus rhinocerous, 5048 nucleotides long. RefSeq names its product protein tyrosine phosphatase non-receptor type 21 (gene ptpn21). Bases 289 to 3777 code for a protein of 1162 amino acids. Gene Ontology annotation, molecular function: protein tyrosine phosphatase activity. The record is from RefSeq and is a predicted model, not a curated record. The transcript has 20 exons. Gene Ontology annotation, biological process: protein dephosphorylation. Lineage: Eukaryota; Metazoa; Chordata; Actinopteri; Cypriniformes; Cyprinidae. Gene Ontology annotation, cellular component: cytoskeleton; cytoplasm.